Molecule: messenger RNA, 9271 nt
Organism: Halteromyces radiatus
Lineage: Eukaryota; Fungi; Mucoromycota; Mucoromycetes; Mucorales; Cunninghamellaceae
Product: golgi-body localization protein domain-containing protein
Exons: 8
Coding region: 90-9203 (3037 amino acids)
Source: RefSeq, a predicted model, not a curated record
UUUUUUUCUAUUUAUAUAAUAUUUAUAUCAUAUAUAUAUAUACUUUAACAUUCCUUACUUUAUUCUAAUAUUGUAUUGGAGGCAACGUCAUGUCCCUUAGUAUAUAUCACUAUGUGAUUAUCUUGACGGUUUUCCUUCUUAUUCGCUUACUUCUUCGGUGGAUUAUCGCGCUAUGCUUUCAACUGAAAUUCGGUCAAGUUGGUUUCUUUUCUGUUUCUCAAAUACUUUAUCGAAAAACUACAAAGGAUGCUUCACCUAUUGAAAAAUAUGUCAUCUCUAUUGGUAGAAUAAAGUUCCGUAUCAAACGUCCAACUUCCUCACUGUCCACAGCUUGGAUCACUCUACAUAUAGAGAAGGUAGAAUGCCGUAUUCCUAAUUGGUCCAUAUUACGACUCUCACAAACUGAUACCAACUCUCAAACUACUUUGUCAAGACGUAUUUCACGAAUGGGAAAUCUACCUCAUAUACCUUGGUGGUACUCGAUCUCUGUUGUCAAAUAUAUUGUCAAGUUCACUUCUGCCUUGCCUGCUCAAUUCUUGAUGGCUGGUCUUGCAAACUAUUUUGAUGUUCAGAUCAAUGGUUUAUUACUUGCUAUCGAAAACAAGAAUGUAUUCAAAAUAGAUCACAUCAAUUUAUCUUCUAUCCUUUUUGCCGCCGUUGUCCAACAAAACAAGAAUUCUCAACAGAACAAUGAUAUAGAAUACCAUACACCAUCAUCCUCUUCCAUAUACGACGAUUCCGAUAUAGAUCAACAUCAUCCUUUUUUGAACGCUGGUCAUCAACGACAUUCACUCAAACGUGCUCAACACUUAUUCAAGGAAAAGUUUUUUGAAAUUAUUCUCCAACUGGGACCUAUAUCGAUUGGCAAUCAAGGUUUGGAAUUACCUCAAGGUGGACGGAUAGCUAUUUCUUGUCACUUAUCUGCUGGCUGUCUGACAUUAAAAGAUGUAGACACAAGUCUUCAUGUGGAUUCUCUUAACUUGCGUUUGGAAAAACUAUUGGAACUACAAUCGUUAAUACAGCAAAGCGAUUCUAAUCAUCAUCAACAAGAUCAUCACUCAUCUCAGCAUCAAAAUAGAACCAAAAACAAGCAGCAUUUUAUUUUGGAUAUGAUUCGAUCUACAUCAAUCUCUAUAUCUCACAUUCGAGCGUCAAAGGAAUAUCACAACGGGAACUUUCUGGGAUUUGACAUUGAUUACAUUAAUGCAACUACUACAAUAUCACAACAACUGGUGAAAUCUCAAGCCAUAGGAUCAUUUUGCAAUUUACAAAUUGAAAUGGAACAUGCCUACUGCUUUAUAUCCGAAGACUCCUCAUCAAAAGGCUCUACUCGUUUGGUGACGCUACCUGAAGUGAAUUUGACUGGCAUGUUUCCAAUGAUACAAGCCCAUUCUGGUGGAUCUAUAGUAAAUGACGGCAAUAUUGAUGGUCCAAAUCAACAAUCAGUGCAAGCCAACUUGAUCUUUGUGGAUCCCCUGUUACAUGUUAAUAUGGACAAAAUCUCCCUCUUGAAUACCAUGGUUUCCUCUUCUUCUGUUUCUUCGAAUGAAGGUCCUCCAUCAAUACAAGCAUUCUCUGGAUCUAUUAAAAAACAAUUACCAAAACUUGGGCUAUUAUUGAAGCUGGAAAAUCCUAGUAUCCAUUUUUUUGCUGAUUCGGAUGGUCAUGACUUGUUGGAAGAAAAAGAAUGUUCUCUCGGUGUGGUCCAAUGGUCAACGAUCUUGAUGAAUGUCACUGGCGAAUACGUGUUACAAAACGAUAUACCUUCAUCUCUUUUAUCUUGUAACAAACAACAACAAUGUCAACAAGAGGAAUCAACCGAUAAAACAUCCGGCAUUAGGAAGAGGAAGGGGAACGGCAUGCGAUGGACAAAACUUUUUAAAAAUACUUGGCGUUUUCGUCGACAAAAUGAUGCAAGUGAUAAUCAAAAACAAGUCAACUGGAUCUAUAACGCGACAACAAGAGUAGCUAUACAUGAUAUGGAAUUGAUGGUAAAGACAGGCAAUUCGGUGACAAGAAAUCCUUUAUUCUCUAUACAAUCAGUGGAAGUUGCUUUUGGAGCUUGCAUACCUACUCUGAAUACUGAUGAUGGUUUCGUGAUGGUCGUUUGGAAUUUGAAAGGUGAAAGAAAUGAAGUGGAUGUCAACAUUAGCUGUCUUUCCCUAUUCCCUUGUGUUACUGUUUCUGGCAAGCAUGGUUCUGGUCUGGUUCUUGGAUAUUGGCUCAACAUUAUUGAACAAUUACAACAAAUUCGACCGAAGAAGACUUCACCUCCUCACUCUUUGAACAAACCCUCGGAUACUUCAAGGAAAAUCAAUGUCAUGAUCGACACUUGGCUCCGGUGGUUUCGCAUUAAUCUAUCAUUUUCGCAGCUAAAAUUAGUAUUGGAAGGAUUUGACAAAGGCAAGAAUGGAGAUGAAAGACAAGCACCACAUGGAUACAUUGACAACGCACCUACUCAGGAUAUCUAUGCAAUCAUUACUACUACAAUUGAUCAUGUCUCUUUUAUUUUCCAUGGUGAUUCUCACAAGCUGGACGUUUCCUCUGGCGACUUUCAUCAUGGAGAUCAAGCUUACAACAAUGAAUCAACUGGUACUACUACUUCAACAACUGCUGGAUCAAGGGAAUUCAUCAAAAGCUCACUACAAGGUACUAUUCAAUCUCUCAAGGUAGUACGAUCAUUUAGUUCACGGUAUUUGGAUGACAAUAGACCAGAUGAUUUGAUUUUGUGGAUUCCGCGACUUUCUUCUAUGCUUUCUAUCGUCUCUACCACUGAUUUAUGCAUACUACAUCUUACUAUGGUUAUCAAACAACUUGGUUUACACUUCACAGUCACCAAUCAUUAUGCUCUUUUAUUGGCACUAUACACACUUGGAAGGAUCAAAACGAAUUUGCAUUUGGCAACAACAAGAUCGUCGGAAAUAGUGGCAUCAAGAACAACAGCAGCUAGAUGGUGGAAAAUGGAGAAAGUUCAAGUGCAAUUGAAUCGACUCGAUGGGCGAAUUACACUUCCUAAUGAUGUUGGAUUGUUUGUACGUGUGAUUGGAAUGCGGAUGGAGAUAGCUGAAAAAGUACAACCGGUGGUUCGUGUCCGGAAUACAACUAUAUAUGGUGUGGCUGUCAAGGAUGACACCAAAUGGGACCAACUACUAGAAUUGGACAAUCUACAAUAUUCUAUGGGAAAUCACCAAGGCAAGUCUAAUCAACCUAUUCAUCAAUUGGAUUUGACCAAGUUUUAUCUGCGUGUGCCUUAUCGGUAUGUAAUUGCUGAUCUUGUUGAUAAUGGUGUCAACCUCGUCAAGUAUUUGAAGGCUAUGGAUCCACGCUUAUCUGGAGCUAAACCAUUUACCUAUUUUGGAUCAAUUCUGAAGAACGAACCACUUUCACUUCCCAUGAUCCGACUUCACUGUGACAAGAUUACCAUGCAAUUGGAAGAUGAUCCCCUGGAAACAAAAUUACGAAGGAUUUGGCGAACCGGUUUGGUGGAACAAAGAUCAAGAUUGGAUGUGUUGGAUGCUUUUGAAGCCAAGGCAAGAACAGAAGGUCAAGAACGCGUACAUCAAGCAAGACAACGGCUUAAUGAACACAAUUCAAACAAUUGGAUGAAACAUAUCAAUCUGGCGAUUCAACAAGAAACAAUUGCUUUUGAAAAUUUACGAAGUCAAGACUUUCGAACGAACGGUAUAUUGGUUGACAAUGUGGGAAUUUACAGUGAUGAUAAAAGGGCAAGCAAAUAUUCUAUAACUUCUGAGGAUUCUAUUACGGCGCAAUUAUUUGACAUUGAUGUGAUUGAUCUUCCUAGAUGCUUCUCUCUCUUGGAUUUUACUAUUUUGGCCAGUACGUUGAAUAUACGACCACCUGAUUUUCCUUUGGAUCAGACAAGGAAGUUUGUGCAUGAUAUUGGAAAAGGUGUACCUCUGGAUACUGAUUUUACGACCUUGGCUCCGUUUCAUUUGGAUUGGUGUGGUGGCGAAACAUGGGCUCAGCUUCGUGAUUAUCCCAUACCUUUCUUUCAUGUUUCCUCUGGUAAAGAUAACGAAGAAUCGAAAGCAUGGACAUUAUCUGGAGACUAUGUAUUUGGUGAUCAAGCUGGGGAUUUGGAUUCUACACGGGUGGUGAAGGUAUCAAUCUUAGAAGACCAUGAUGUCGAUCUAUUCUAUACUAUGGAUGCUGUUAGGGUUGCUUCUCCUCCGAAAUUUUACUCUGUUGUCAAUAUCGAUGUUCAUACACCAAAAUUGACAAGUAUUUGUUGGUGUGUACCUUAUCAACCUGCUAUUCAAGAUUUAGCUCGAACCAUGGAUACGUUUACUCGACCACCUAUUGAUCCAUCUUCAAAAGUUGGCCUUUGGGACAAGAUUCGUCUAAUGAUUCAUACACAGACUACUAUUUCUUUCAUUGGUGGUGGCGACUUGGCAUUGGUGAUGAAAGGUUCUCGUGAUCCGUAUGAUUUAACUGAUCGUGGCUUUGGACUGGCUAAGUUAUGGAAGAAGAACGUUGUAUGGCGAAUGGGUCACAACAAUCCACAAGGUGAAUUUAUGCAAAUCAUUAGUCAAGAUCUUCUUUUUGGUGUUCCUGAUUUGGUUAAUGGUGGAUACAGAGUACCGCAUCUACUGCUUCCUUGUGAAGAACCUUCUAUUUCUGGGGAAACAAAUUUACUUGGUGUACCACAUCAAAACAUCAACAACAACAACAACAACAACAACGAUAAUAAUGAUGCAUCAACGAUGGAACCAGUAUCAAUAAUGGGAAAUGAUGAUAUAACGAAGAACGAAUUCCUCAAGGUGGCUCUCCGAUUUACAGGUGGUAUACGUAUGGGUCUUGGAUGUCAUUUGGAACGACUCUGUGUUGGUGAUUGCGCAGAAGAUCAUUCGAUUCAUCAAGAGCGAUGUCGACUUUUACAUUUUGUCCCUCAUUACAAGGUCAAAUACAAAUCUCGUCAAGCUGUUGAUGCUUUGAAGAAUCAUGGCAAGGAUUACGAUGCUUUUGCCGGUUUUCGAUCUGAUUUCAUCCAUUUCUCGAUAAGUAUCAUCAAGCUCACGGAAAAAGAAUACAACUUAUCAAACUUAUGUCAUGAUGAUGCUGGUCGUACUGCAAUGAACUCUCUACAUCUUUCUCCUGGGUUUUUGGAUCAUUUUUUAUCUACCUUUCGUCUUUUUGGUGGUAAUAUGAGUUACCCUUUACGUACUGGUUCUCUCUAUCCUCCUAUUGACACAAGACCUCCCAAAAAAUUUGGUGCACAUAUGCAAUCGAUGAAAUACAAGGUGGUGGUGAAUCCAAUACGAAUUGGUUACUUUUACAAGGAUGACAAUCUGGUGGACGGUGGUAAUGCUUAUUUGGCAGGUCAUGGUGAUACUGUUGGACUCAAAGGACAUGUCAAGACCUUCAGUGUAGAUCUUCAUCAGCAACGGGAACGGACAACAAUUAAAAACGGCGAUAAUACAUCUGGCAUAGAUCAACCACAACAGCAAAAACCAGGCUGGCAAAUUAAUGAAGCAGAAGUGGAAUUACGAAAUAUUGAUCUACGAGUGGUAAAGGCACGGUACAGUGUUGAUCAACAAAUGGACAAUAAUCACGAUCAUGAUUUUGUAAAUACCAAUGAUACAAUCGACAGCAAUACUUCUGAUGAUGAUCAAGAUUUGGAUCCUGACUUUAUGGAUGGUACUGAUCGCUGUGCAGAUGAAAAUGAAGAAGAUUCAACUUGGAUGGAUAUGGAUGAUUUUGUCGAAUUGAAUGUGGUAACACCAGAAAGUAUACCAAAGGUCCAUGUUCUUCCAUUUGCCUUCUCUCCAUGUAUGUACUAUAUCAAACAAAACAAUCCGGAUGAUGUUGAAAAAUACCGAUACUUACGUGGGACUCAUGAUUGUAUUAUUGGAACGGCUCCUGACACGCGUGAAAUUCAACUCUCUCUUUUGAAAGAACGUACUCGAAAUAUUGAUAUUCAAAUUCGCAAACAUCAAACAAGGUUGAAUAAUGUGGAAAGAAAGCUAUCUGAAAAAAUAGAUGACCAGGAACUAUUGAAUGAGUCAAAGACCAUUGUAGAGAAGACCGAAAUUCUAUUCGAAAAACGAAACUUGUUGCAACGAUAUCUCCGGGAACUUUCAUCUGAUGUCUUACCAGGAGGCCUUCAUGACUCCAACAUAGGGAAAGCGGCUCAUUCAGAUUCAACGAUUUUUGGUGAAGACGCAAUAUCAAAAUGGGAAGAAAAAAUGGGUCACUUCAAGGUACGAUAUAUUGUCCACAAUCCUCAAAUCAUAUGGAAUAACUCUGUACGGAAUAUUGUGUACCACUUUAUGGAUUUACAAGCUCACAAGCGUGCCCUGUCUUAUUAUAUGUCAUCUCGUGCUGUCAAAUUUCUGCGUGAUGUUACCAAAAAACAUCAAAAACAACGGCGAUUCAAGAAGGGGCAAUAUUUUGUGGAAGAUGAUGACGAUGGAUUGGAUCAAGAAACUAUACAGCAACUCUUGGAACAACUAGUAGCUGAAAAAAACACCAAAUUCUAUGCUCAGAACGAAAUGGAAACGCCACCUUCAACAGGCAUCGGUGGUGGUGGCAGCAGCAAUGGAUUUGAUAAUGUUGAUGUGAAUACGUUCAAUGAUGACAAUGUCAAGAACCCUGAUCGACAACUUGAAAGUAUUCCCAAUGGAUACAGCAUGAAAAGCAGUUAUUUGAUAGAUCUUCUCAAUCCACAAGUUAGUCUCCAAAGUGAUUGUGAUCCUGACAACCUGGUACUCAUGUCAAAUGAACGAGUCCAAGCCAAAGCAUUCAAUAUCACUGAAGACAAAGAAACAGAUCUGGAAAUGCAAUUGGUGAAAAAUCGUACUAUUGUUAGUCUUGAUAAUACUCAAUUUUUUGUGGCAAAGAAGGAACAAUUCGAUACUGUGGAUCUACUCUUGGACAAUCAUUAUGGUGCAAAAGGGCAUGAACAUUGGCUUACGUGGAUUCCUUCGGAAAUGCUGAUCAGUUAUGUGAAACGAAGUGACAAAUUUCAACGUGUGGGCACGCAAUUAUCACCUACUAUUCAAAUCGACAAAUACAAUGGCUUACGACUCAAGACUCACAGCACCAUAUUUGCUCGGUAUCAUCCAUUUGAAGAAAGAUGUGAUUCGGUUCACUUGAACUUCCCCAAUUUGGCACUUACGGCAGACUCAGCUCAAUACAAUGCAAUAUACGAAGUUGUUGUGGAUCUAUUACUAUAUAAGGAACCAGCAAAAAAGGAACGUUCAGAACGAUUACACGAAAUCAUGAUGGCAGCUGAUCAAGGAAGUCUGGAUGAGGCAACUGAGAAUAUUGUGGAAUUACAACAUCGAGUACGACAUUGCAUGGGCUUACGAGAUCAAUAUCAACAAAACAUUGGCAUGCUUGAUCAAGAUCACUUGGAAGAAUUACGUAAAAUACGAUUGGCACUUCAAGAUUCUUGUGAAGAUCUUUAUCUGGGAAUGGAAGCAUUCAAGAUGUUACAAACCAACAAACGAAAUGAACAUACUAGUGAAUCAGCCAUCAGUUGGAAAUUUGUGUUUUCUGCUGCCAAGCUCAGUUGGGAAAUGCGAAUAGAUAGUGAAACUCCUUUAUGUGAAUGGAAUCUGAACGAUACAACAUUUACCCUCAUCAACAAAGAUGAUCAUUCUCAUACUAAUACUGUGGAAGUCGGUCUACUACAAGUCAAGAACACUUCAGCAAAUCCUGUUUACACUGACGUUCUCUUGCCUUUUAUUGAACAACGCAAUCGACUCCCUGAUUUCUCUAGACAUAAGAUGCUACGUUGCUAUUUGGAGGCCCUUGCGCCUGUCGGUGGUAUACCUGUGAUUCAGCAUUUGGAAAUCAAUCUAUUCCCUCUACGUCUACAAAUGACCUAUGAUUUUGGCAAGGCGAUGGCAUCCUAUCUUUUCCCACCUGAAAGACGACAAAAAGAAACUCAACAAAGCAUUAACUCAACUACAGUUCCUACAUCGUCAUCAUCGUCACAUAACAACAACAACAACAAUAAUGUGAAUCUUCCUUCUAAUGCUUCUAUCUCUGGUAGUUGUGGUGGUGGAGGAAGUGAUGCCAACUCCAUUACAAGUGAUACUUUACAAAAAUCAGCAUCGGCAAAUUUGGAACUCAAGGACAAAGACUCUUCAAAUCGACACAAAUAUGGUUACCCCCGGUCGGCAACAGUAGAAAAUAUACGUUCAGUACCAUCAACAGCAAUGGAUAUACCAAUGCCAUCAAACGCAAGCACUGGAGCAACAUCCAUACGUGAUACUCUCGAUACAGCAACAAUAGAUGGUGGCAAUAUGGAUAGUGGAGGAUCACCUAUUAUAUCACCAACACCACCUCAUUCGAAAGCAACUACCAGUAAACGAAAACAAAAAGAAGCGUACUUACCAGAUGAUCUUUCAGUCAUGAAGAAACGGGCUUCUGGAAAUCGUACUUUUAUUGUUGUCAAGAUCCCAGGUUUGAAACAUUGUCUCACCUACAAAGGACCGAAAGAAAAGAAUAUUGAAGAUUUACGUGAUUUUGCCUUUCAACAACCUUAUUUGGAAUAUCGCAAUAAAACUUGGUCUUGGUUUGAACUUUUAUCCAAUAUCAAAAGAGAUUUCAUGCGAGCAGCUUUGGUUCACAACAGUCGGGCGUUAUUGAAAGAAAAACUGACAAUCCGGAGACACCCUCGUGGGGAUACUUUACCUGGUAACAGCAACGGUAUGGCAGAUUCACAGUUUUUACUUAGCACCUUGACACCAAUUACAAUGGAAAUUUCACCACGACAAAGUGCAUAUGAUUGGGAAGAUGAUGCUAGUGGUGAUAGUGAUAGCGAAGAUAUGGAUCAUCGAGACGAUAUAUCAUUACACUCUGCAACUUCAUAUGAUAAUGAUUUGGAUUCAACUAUGACGCCAUCAUUGGAGCACAAAUCAACCAUUGCCAGUCAACCACAGUUAUCAUGGACAAACAAGUUUAGGCGGAAAAUAGCUGUCAAACCUGAAGUUCCUGAACAUACUCCAUCAUCUUGUGCCUCGAUCGAAACCUUAGUCAAGAAAACGAAGCACGAUCCUGUGGUUAUGGAGGAAUUGAUGACUAAAGGACGGUUACUUUUGGGAAAACAUUAUCAAGGACCUACUACGCCUAUUACAUCAUCCUCAUCAACACAUUCACCACAUUCAUUGACUCCAACCACUCCACCACUACAUCCGGAAAAUAUACAACGGCAUUAUCAUCAUCAUUCAUAAUUGAAAUGUCUUCUUUGGACGGAAAUGGCAUUUGUUUUAUUAUUUUAUUAUUAUUAUCAUUAUCAUUU